This is a messenger RNA of Brassica napus (rape), 4971 nucleotides long. RefSeq names its product glutathione S-transferase T3-like. The transcript has 3 exons. The coding region runs from base 3402 to 4664 and encodes 420 amino acids. Lineage: Eukaryota; Viridiplantae; Streptophyta; Magnoliopsida; Brassicales; Brassicaceae. The record is from RefSeq and is a predicted model, not a curated record.
ACUCCAAUUUUGUACUUGAGUUUUAAUAAGAUAGAUGCCUGCAAAUCAACGAUAAGUUGGGCCAAAUCACAUUUAAGCUUAUUUUUGGGUCAAAACUAUUGAUAAAACAUAACUAAGGAAUAAAAUCAUACAAAUCUCAAGUUUAGCAAUAUCCUAAUUUUGAAAGAACAAAUAUAAAUGUUUUGUUUCCUACUUAUAUGAUUGUAUGGUCUCAUUAUAUAUCACCCACUUUCUACCGAACGGUCCACGAAUGUAAAUCUGCGUAUUUGUUUUGUUUACAUAUGCAAAAUGUUUUCCAUUUCGAAAAAUAAAAAUAGACUUAUAUUUCACUUUUGUAUGGUGGAACAUAUUUCCUAAAGAUAGCUUAGAGCAGCCCCAUUAGAGGUUUUAGACAGGUUCAUGGGCUCAGUAUCAUAGGGCCGGACCAUUAAAAAUAAAGAUUAAAUGGGUUAUUUCUCGCGACCCGCCCCUUACGAGUGACCCCGUCCGAUACGGGUUCACACCACGUGUCGCGAAUUGAUUGGAGACGCGGCGUCGACGUCACGCGGUGGAAAGGGGAGAGAGAUUCAUUUCUCUCUUUUGUCUCGAAAACUCUAGGGUUUCUUCCUCCCGGCGAAACCCCGUGCGACGACGAUCUCUGUCCCUAUUUCUCGAAUUUGCUCCAUCGAUUCGACGAGUUAUUGUCUCCUCUACUAACAGAGAUGGAUCCCUCAGCCGAGAUAACAGAUUUUAAGAGGAAGCAGGAGUUCAUCGACCACCUGUACAACGUUGCCGAUUCGUCAUAUGGGAUGCCGACAAGCUGUCCGUGUGGUGGUAGAAUCAUCGACGAGGUUCGGGUGAAGGAGGAGUACGACACGCGUCCCGGGAAGCGCUUCUUCAGCUGCAUAAACUACGAGGCUGAUGGGUUGCAUUACCGUCAGCCUUGGGUUAUAGGUGUCCAGGAGGAGAUGGUACGCAUGCGUGAGCGUGUGGAUGAGGCUGUUGAGAUCAUCAAAUGUGUGCCCAUUCUCACUAAACAGAUCGACAGUCUUGAGGUUUGUGAACACUUUUUAUCUCUUUGGGUGAUCAUCAAAUUUGAGAUCAUCAAAUUUGUGAACACUUUUUACGUUUUUAUAAGUGAGUUACAAGUUUUCUUUAUCUCUUAUGUAGGCACAGGUUAAGAGGCUCACAUUGCUGCUUGAUAAGCUCACUGGUGACGUCUAUAACCUCACAGUCCAGGCGGCUGCUCUGGAGAAGGCCUGUUUCGACUGAAACAGAACAGGUAAACUUUCAACUCGAGUAGGAACUGUUUCCGUGUGGAACUUGAGUAGGAACUGUUUCCGUGUAGAGUAGAAACUGAGACUUAACUAGGAACUUGAGUAGGAACUGUCUAUAAUACAUUAGGAACUUGAGUAGGAACUGUUUCCGUGUAGAGUAGAAACUGAGACUUAACUAGGAACUCGAGUAGGAACUGUUUCCGUGUAGGGAGUGUAGUAGUACUUCAUUAAAUAUCUAGUACUAGUUUGGUUCCUCUGGUUGGUUGCUGUGAUGAAUGCGCUUAAAUUGCUGUGUCUUAAACGUUUUAGAGUUUUUUAGAAUUGAUUUGAUGUGUAAUGAAUGUCUGUGAACAAGUUGUUGUCUAAUUAAGUGUAAUGAAUGUUUGGUAGUUAGGAAACCACCCGUAACUCAAACGCAAGUAGUUCUUUAAAAAAUACAUAAUCCUUUUUAAAACUUCUAACAAACAACAAAACACAACCCCAAACCAAAAUGGAUACGUUUUCACAAAGUUCUCCCGGUUUUGUGAACCUAUUAUCUUCCCAGUCCAGUAAAACCGUAGAAGUAGGGUCGUCUGAGGUUCCUAAACCGGCUGGUGAAAGGAGAAAGUGGACGACUCAAGAAGACAUUAUCCUCAUCAGUGCCUGGUUAAACACAAGCAAAGAUCCCAUAGUUAGUAACCAGCAGAAACUAGGGUCGUUUUGGAGAAGAAUAGAGGAUUACUUUAAUGCAAGCGCUCAGCUAGGUGGCUUUCUACCUAGAGAGUGGAGUCAGUGUAAGCAGAGGUGGGGAAGGGUGAAUGAACAAGUGUGUAAAUUUGUGGGAAGCUAUGAGGCAGCAUUGAAGGAGCAAUCAAGUGGGCAGAACGAGAACGAUGUCAUGAAGUCAGCUCAUGACAUCUUCUUUAACGACCACCAGGCGAAGUUUGCACUUGAACACGCGUGGAGGGAGCUGAGGUAUGAUCAGAAGUGGAGAUCGAACUCUAUAUCAAGAGAUGGUGGAAAGGCGAAAAUGAAGGAAGCUGCGGAGACGGUGCCUGACUCGGAUGAGGCUAGGCCUCCUGGCGUUAAGGCUUGCAAAGCAGCCAAACGCAAGAAGCCUGGCAAUGAAGCUGCAUUUGAUCGCCUGGAGAUCAUUCUAGAGAAGAAACAGAAUAUUUCGAAACAGAAAAUACUUGAUCGUCUCCUCUCUAAGAACAUAGCUACUCUAACUGAAGCUGAGGUCGCUUUGAAGGACAAACUUGUUUCUGAGAUGCUUUAGGUUGUUUAGUUGAAAAUUUCUUGAACUCUUUGUUUGCUUCUUUACUUGCUUUGAUAAUUUUACAACUGCUUUUGUUGACUUGAAACUUAUAUUCUUCUGUGUUAUUUUGCAGGUGAAAGGAUCUGUGGGGCCGUUGGUCACGGGCAUAUGGGAGAUAAAGUCUGGACUUGAUGGGUUUUGUAGGUGUCACGGGUAUUGUAGUAGUAGUAGUUCACGGGUUGUUCAUGUAGUUGUAGUACUACAUGUAUCUUUUGGGUCGCAGCAGGUCAGUGUUUGUACUAGACACUAGUGAUGAACUUGGUGUCACGGAUUGUAAUAUGAAGUGUAGUAUUUUGUUUGUCUCUACACUUCACGGGACUUGUAAAAGUUUGUUAUAAAAAGGACAAGUAUUUCAUGUCUCUCAUAUAUGUUCUCUUCUCUCUAACAUGUGUUUAUGUUCUCUUCUCUCAAAUGCCAAAGCAUAGUUCUCUUCUCUGUAUCUACAAAUCAUAGUUCUCUCAAGGUCGAUACCCCUCCAUCUUGUUCUCUCAAACCAUCCGCCUUACUCUUGUUCUCUCAAACCAGCUGCCUCACUCUUGUUCUGUCGAACCAGCCAACCACUAGACACUCGCCGACUACAAAAUCGAGUGACCAAGUAAAAUCUAAAAUUCUUUGUUUUGUUAUCUAUAGUCUGUAAUUAAUGUUCCACAUAUAAGUUAUAAUUAAAAACGAAAAAAUGAAAUUCCAAGAUUUAUUGAAAAAAAAAAAUUAAGGUUCCACAUAUAAGUUAUAAUUAAAAACGAAAAUAUGACAUUCCAAGAUUUAUUUUUUUUUUUUAAUUAAUGUUAUAAUUAAAAACGAAAAUAUGAUAUUCGUAGAGAUAUUUAAAAUAUUUGUUUUUUUCAGUUAUGACAUCCUCAGAGUCAGAUGGCGUUGAUGAAGCCUUUGAAGAUAUGUUUGACGAAGAAUUUGAUAAUAUCAUCGACUCCCUACUAGAUGUUCAAACCAACAAGCCCAAAAAAAGAGCUUAUAUUGAAAGAGAUCGGGAACAAGGACACAUUCAACUAUGGAACGACUAUUUCCACGAAAAUCCCACUUACCCGCCGGUGAUGUUUAGGCGGCGUUUUCGAAUGAACAAACCCUUGUUCCUCCGCAUUGUUGAUCGCCUUACUACUGAAGUUCCAUACUUUCAGCAAAGAAGAAAUGCUCACGGCAGGUACGGCCUAUCACCACUUCAAAAAUGUACUGCAGCUAUACGUAUGCUCGCAUAUGGUCAAUCUGGAGAUACGUAUGACGAAUAUCUUCGACUUGGUGAAAGUACUGCACUUUUAUGUUUAGAACAUUUCACUAAUGGGAUAGUACAAUUGUUUGGAGUUGAGUAUCUAAGAACACCAACACCGGAAGAUCUUCAACGAUUACUCGACAUUGGCGAGAAGCGCGGGUUUCCCGGGAUGAUAGGCAGCAUUGAUUGUAUGCAUUGGCAGUGGAAGAACUGUCCAACGGCUUGGAGAGGCCAAUACACCCGUGGUUCAGGAAAACCAACAAUUGUCUUAGAGGCUGUGGCAUCAGAAGAUCUUUGGAUAUGGCACGCAUUUUUCGGAUUACCAGGUACCCUCAACGAUAUCAAUGUUCUUGAUCGGUCACCAGUUUUUGAUGAUAUACUGCAAGGUCGAGCCCCUAAAGUUAAAUUCAAGGUCAACAACCACACUUACCGUAUGGCGUACUACCUUACUGACGGAAUUUAUCCGAAUUGGUCAACAUUUAUCCAAUCCAUCCCACUUCCUCAAGGUCCUAAAGCUGAGCUAUUUGCCCAACGUCAAGAAUCCACCAGAAAAGAUGUCGAACGUGCUUUCGGGGUUUUGCAAUCGAGGUUUGCAAUAGUUAAAAACCCUGCUCUACUAUGGGACAAGGAAAAGAUAGGGAAAAUUAUGAGAACUUGUGUCAUAUUGCACAAUAUGAUAGUGGAGGACGAACGAGACGGAUACAGUCUUACUGAUACAUCUGAGUUCGAGUCAGGAGAGUCAAGCAGAGGUUCGAAGGUCAAAACGAGAGAAAGUUUGCAUGCACAUAAUAUGCUAGGCAUGCGCAAUGAACUUCGGGAUUCAGGAAAACAUGAUAGGUUGAAAGCUGAUUUAGUUGAAAAUGUAUGGCAAAAAUUCGGUAAUGAAUAAUCUUUCUAUGUUCAUCAAUUAUCAAUGUAAUGAAUAAAAUUUUAUAAAUUAUUAUAUUUUAUUCAUGUAUUAAAAAAAAAAUCAAAACUAAAUUUUUUUAAAAAAACUAUUAUUUUAGUUCCUAUGAACCCCUUCUUCGGGUUCACUAAUGGAGAAGUACAAAAUCAAGAAGUUCAUCACUAUUCAUGGUCCCACCAUAAAUAUAUUAAAAAAUUGGUAUGAACCCCAAAGGGGGGUUCACCAAUGUAGAUGCUCUUAAUGUCACACUUCUACAGAGGUCCGUCGUUGGCUUUUAGUUCUCCAUAUU